GGAGCUGAGAACAGGAUCCCGGGGGGGGGAAUCGGGAGGGAUGUGGGGGGGCAGAUCUGGUGGGGGGAAUGGGGCCCCCACUAGCGCUGGCCCCUCCCAGGUGCCCCCCCAUCCCCAUAGUGACUGUCUGGGCCCCAGGCCAGGGGCCGCUGUUACAUAAGCAGCCGGGGGGGGGGCUGCUCCCUGCGAUUAACCCCACAGUGGCCCCCGCGUCACCGAUGGAGCAACCUGGGUCAUCCCCCCUUCCCCUGGGGGGCAUUAUCCGGGGGGGGGAGCCGGGCCUGACACCCCCACCAGGAAUUUGUCCCAGGAAACCCAGCCGCUUCCCCCCCCCCCGCCCUUGGCGCUCUGUGCUGCCGUCCCGGACGCCUGGGUCCCAUCCCCCCAGCAAUGCCCUGCUGGAGACCUGCCUGCAUUCCCCAUCCUCACCUCUCGGACUCCUGGGUUCCCCCAUCAGCUGCAUGAGGAAAUCAUUCACCCCAGGGAUUCCCCAUUGCCAAGAGGCUGGUGGGCUGGCACCAUGCAGACCCUGGCUGGCCCCUUCGCGGGGGGCACCUCGCUGGACGCCUCAGACCUGCAGGUGGACGGGGACGAAGUGGAGGGGCUGCGGGAGGGCGAGGAGGCAGGGGGGCCGCUCUGCCCCUUCCUGGUGGUCUAUGACCUGAAGCCGCUCAAGUCGCAGGGGCCGGUGUUUGCCAAGGGGGUGCCCGUCACCGCCCGGGUGGAGGGCACCGAGCGCUACACCACCGGCUCCAAGAUCCGGCCCAGCACGCUGUACUCCCUGCGGCUGACCCACGGGGAUUUCACCUGGACCAUGAAGAAGAAGUUCAAGCACUUCCAGGAGCUGCACCGCGACCUGAUGAGACACAAGAUCUUCAUGAGCUUCCUGCCGCUCUCCAGGUUUGCUGUCCAUGGGUCGCGCGCAGAGGCCACCUCUCUGGAGAUGCCCGCCCUGCCCCAUGCGGGUGAUGGCACUGCCAGACGCCCCUCCAGCAAACAGAAGUACCUCGAGAGCUACCUGAACUCCCUGCUGGCCAUGUCCUUCUACCGCAACUACCACGCCAUGGCGGAGUUCCUGGAUGUCAGCCAGCUCUCCUUCAUCCCCGACCUCGGACCCAAGGGCCUGGAGGGCAUGAUCCUGAAACGCUCCGGGGGGCACCGAAUCCAGGGGCUCAACUGCUGUGGGCGCCACCAGAUCUGCUACCGCUGGUCGAAGAGGUGGCUGGUGGUGAAGGAUUCCUUCCUGCUGUACCUCAAGCCGGAGUCGGGGGUCGUCUCCUUUGUGCUGCUCUUCGACCCGGGAUUCAGCGUCACGGUGGGGAAGAAAUCCACCGACAGCAAGUACGGGGUCCGCAUCGAGAACAGCGCCAGGUCGCUGAUUCUGAAGUGCAGCAGCUACCGGCAGGCGCGCUGGUGGGGGCAGGAGAUCGUGGACCUGGCCGCGGAGCAGGGGACGGGUUUCCUGCAGCUGCAUCGGCACCAGGCCUUCGCGCCCGUCCGCGAGGGCAGCCCCGCCCGCUGGUUCGUGAACGGCGCCGGGUACUUUGCGGCUGUGGCCGACGCUCUGAUGCAAGCGAAGGAAGAAAUUUAUAUCACUGACUGGUGGCUGAGCCCCGAGCUGCACCUGAAGCGCCCGGCGCAGACGGACGACUGGCGCCUGGACAUCCUGCUGAAGCACAAGGCGGAGGAGGGCGUGCGGGUCUGCGUGCUGCUCUUCAAGGAGGUGGAGCUGGCCCUGGGCAUCAACAGCGGCUACAGCAAGCGGGCGCUCAUGCUGCUGCACCCCAACAUCAAGGUGAUGCGCCACCCCGACCACGUCUCCUCCGUCGUGUUCCUGUGGGCUCACCACGAGAAGCUGGUGGUGGUGGACCAGAGCGUGGCCUUUCUCGGGGGGCUGGACCUGGCCUACGGGCGCUGGGACGACCACCGCUACCGGCUCACCGACCUGCCCCCCCGCACCAAGAGCGGGGCCCUCCUUGGGGACGAGCCGCCCGGCGACCUGGCUGCCAACCAGCAACUCUGGCUGGGCAAAGACUACAGCAACCUCAUCACCAAGGACUGGGUGCAGCUCGACCGGCCCUUCGAAGAUUUCAUCGACAGGACGCGGAUGCCCCGGAUGCCCUGGCGGGACGUGGGGGUGGCCGUGCACGGCAGAGCUGCCCGCGACGUCGCCCGGCACUUCAUCCAGCGCUGGAAUUUCACCAAGACGGUGAAGAACAAGUACCGAGGCCCGGAGUACCCCUGCCUGCUCCCCAAGUCGCUCGGCGCCGCCCACCGCCUGCCCGGCACCCUCGCCGGCGCCCAGCUCGCCGACGUGCAGGUGCUGCGCUCGGUGGAUCGCUGGUCGGCCGGGACCCACGAGUGCUCCAUCUACAACGCCUACCUGAGCGUGAUCGAGAGCAGCCGGCACUACAUCUACAUCGAGAACCAGUUCUUCAUCAGCUGCGCGGACGGGCGGGCCGUGCUCAACACGGUGGGGGACGCCAUCGUCGACCGCAUCCUGCGCGCCCACAGAGACAAGACGCGGUUCCGGGUCUUUGUGCUGCUGCCCCUGCUGCCCGGCUUUGAGGGGGACAUCGCCGAGGGGGGGGGGAACUCCAUCCAGGCCAUCCUGCACUUCACCUACCGGACGCUCUGCCGGGGCGACUCCUCCAUCCUGUGCCGCCUGAAAGCCGCCAUCGGGGACGAGUGGAAGAACUACAUCUCCAUCUGCGGGCUGCGCACCCACGGGGAGCUGGGCGGCUCCCUGCUCACCGAGCUGGUCUACAUCCACAGCAAGCUGCUGAUCGCCGACGACCGCCGGGUGCUCAUCGGCUCUGCCAACAUCAACGACCGCAGCCUGCUGGGCCGGCGGGACAGCGAGCUGGCCGUGCUGGUGGAGGACACGGAGCUGGUCCCGGCGGUCAUGGACGGGCAGCCGUACCAGGCGGGGAAAUUCGCACUCAGCCUGCGCCUCGACUGCUUCAGGUCGCUUCUGGGGGGGUCGGGCACCUCCAGCCUCGACGUCCAGGAUCCCGUCAGCGACGACUUCUUCCACGGGGUCUGGAAAGCCACCGCCCUGGCCAACGCCAACAUCUACGAUCAGGUGUUCCGCUGCCUCCCCAGCAACGCGGUGCGGUCGCUCCGGGCCCUGCGCGGCUACGCCGGGGUGCAGAACCUGGCCGGCGUCAGCCCGGACCUGGCCCGCCAACACCUGGCCCAGGUGCGGGGCCACCUGGUGCAGUUCCCCCUGCAGUUCCUGGCCGAGGAGUCCCUGCUGCCCCCGCUCAACAGCAAGGAGGGCAUGAUCCCCGUGGAGGUGUGGACCUAGACGCCCGGGGGGCUGGGCCCUCUCCCUGCCCGGGGCACCCCCCGGCGGCGACCAGAGACCCCCUGCAGCCGGCGAGGGGGGCUGGGACCAAUUCUCUGCCCAGGGCGUGCCCGCUCCAUCGCCCCCCUGCCUGGGGCACCCCCCGGCGGCGACCAGAGACCCCCUCCGGCCGGCGAGGGGGGCUGGGACCAAUUCUCUGCCCAGGGCGUGCCCGCUCCAUCGCCCCCCUGCCUGGGGCACCCCCCCGGCGGCGACCAGAGACCCCCUCCGGCCGGCGAGGGGGGCUGGGACCAAUUCUCUGCCCAGGGCGUGCCCGCUCCAUCGCCCCCCUGCUCUGGGCACCCCCCGGCGGCGACCAGAGACCCCCUGCGGCCGGCGAGGGGGGCUGGGACCAGUUCUCUGCCCGCCCGGGGUACUGCUGAACCCCUUUACCCCGCACCCUGCCCCCCGACCCCGAGGGCUCACCCCUGGCGGACGGCCCCGCGCCUCCCCCGUCGCUACGUUCCAGAGGCCGACUUCCCACGGGGGGGGGGGUGUCGCACCCCCUCCCUGCUGCUACUAACCGCUGAGAGUCACCCCAGUCCCGCCCACGGGGCACCCCCCGGCCGGCGGGAGCCCUCGGGCCCCAGAGCCACACCACACUACCGCUGCCCGGGCUCCUCCCGCUACCCGCCGGGAGGCCGGAGGUGGGCACGGGAGGGACGCGCACCCGCCCCGGGAUCUACCCCGCCGGCAGCAGGGUGGCCCCCAGGGCGGGCGAGGGGGGGUCCCUGGGGGGGUCGCUGCCUGGCAUCACCAUCCCCCUGUCCCGGGACCAGCUCCGCAGCCGGCUCCUAACCUGUUACAUAAACGCGCUGAAACCGCG
This is a messenger RNA of Mauremys mutica (yellowpond turtle), 4175 nucleotides long. It is a transcript of the gene PLD2, whose product is annotated as phospholipase D2. The transcript has 25 exons. NCBI's taxonomy places the organism in Eukaryota, Metazoa, Chordata, Testudines, Geoemydidae. Gene Ontology annotation, molecular function: phosphatidylinositol binding; D-type glycerophospholipase activity. Bases 521 to 3310 code for a protein of 929 amino acids. The record is from RefSeq and is a predicted model, not a curated record. Gene Ontology annotation, biological process: intracellular signal transduction; phosphatidic acid biosynthetic process; cell motility.